Molecule: messenger RNA, 131 nt
Organism: Cetraspora pellucida
Lineage: Eukaryota; Fungi; Glomeromycota; Glomeromycetes; Diversisporales; Gigasporaceae
Source: the annotation of a GenBank genome assembly
AAAAAUGACCAAGAAAAAAUAGAUGAAAGUCAGUUUGAUUUAACUAUACCUUUUUCAUCUGAUUCACAAAAUGCCACAGGACCAAAUGCUGAUAUAAGAAAAUAUAUUUCUUUAUGUCCUAAAAACUCCAA